CCUCGGCCAUGCAACCUGCGUACGCGCCGCCGUUAAAUUGAUUUAUUUAUGUUUAGAUAAACAACAUCAUAUUUUUUAAUAUUAUAAGAGAGACUCCUUAUUUUAUUCAUAAUCAAAUUAAGUUAUAGCUUUAAAAUUGUUCUCAUGCGCAUUAUUUCGAACAAUGGCAGAAGCUUGUAGGCUUGGGACUAUAACAGAAAGAAAGACUGAAUGCAAUCAAGAUGAAAAUUAUUGUGUAUUUAAUGUUUUAAGUGUUUUCAUAUCUCUCGUGUGUAUUCUUGCUGAUUUAACUACAGAUAUAUUAGUAUUUGCUGAAUAUUGUAAAGAUGGUUAUUUAUACUGGGCUUUGUCAACAUUAAUAUUUAUACUAUCUCCAAAUAUUUUAAUUAAUAUUUUCUCCAUGAGAUGGUUUAUUAUUGAUCAGCAAUCAAACAUGCGUCACUGGAUUACACACUGCUGCCUUGUUGGAUUGCUGGAAAGGUACAUAAUAUUCCUUCAAAAAGUUUUCUCCUGCAAAAACUUAGAAUCAAUAAAAACUCAGAAGUUAAUAAGUCAAAGGAAUGAUUUAAGUUUGUUGCAUUUUUUGUAUAUAUUCACAGGGACUGUACCACAAAUCAUAUUGCAAACAUAUGCAAUAGUAAUGUUGAACGAGAAUUAUCACACGAAAGUCUUUGCAUUGGUGGCCUCAAUAGCAUCAGUAAUAUGGGGUUGUGUGACAUAUAUAUACAGUAUUGCAUCAUUCACUUCAGAUGACUUUAAAUGGAGUUCCAUUUUACUAAAGUUAACAUGGCACUUUGGCAUAUUAGUGGGAAGAAUUGCAGGUGUCUUAUUAUUCACCAUAAUUUUUGGAAUAUGGACACUUAUUCCAUUGGGUCUUCAUUGGUCUGCUAUGACAUUCUGGAUUAUCACACAAAAAACAACUUUCUGUCCAAAUAAAUUAGAAGAAACAUUUUACAAUGCUGUUAUGGGUUUUGUAUAUUGCUUCUGUUACAUUAAUUUAAGAGAAGGUCAUACAAGAUAUCGCUUGUUGAUGUUUUACACACUUAUUGUGACUCAAAACUUUGGAAGUUUAUUCCUAUAUGUAUUAAUAUCAGAUUUCGAAAGGCAACAAAAGUCUUGGUCCAUAGCUGCAACUGUAUGUGUAACUGCUGGAACUGUUAUUGGUAUGAUCGCAAUGAUUUUGUACUAUAGAUAUUUUCAUUCAAAAGGACCUAUCCCAUGGAAAAAUGCACAAGAUGAUGUUGAAUUAAAUAACAAAGUGGUACCCCAAAUCUAUGAUAAAAACAACAAGAGUAAUGGAUUAAAUCAUGUUAGAUCUUUCAAAAGUUCCAAUAAAAUCACUGAGACAAGAAGUGAUAAUGUAACAAUACCACAGCUACCACAAAAUGAUAGUGAUACAGCAGAUAAAAAGUUUUUAUUAGACCAUUGGAUUGCCCGAUCUGGCUCACCAACCUUCACAUCUGCUCCAGUUGGAAACUUAAGCGUGGAUGUAUCCAGUAUAGAAAUAUAUACCAUAGAGAACACACCACAAACGCUUACAACAAAGAGAGAUAUUCCAAAUGCCAGUACUAAAAAUACAAAAAAGAAAGUUUUUUCACCCACAGAACUAACACUUAAGUUGUUUUCGAUUAAAAACUUUGAGAGCUCAAUAGACGAAAUAACUUCAAGUACUUUAAACCUGCAAAAACGCCGUGGGAUUUGUUCUUCCGAUGAAUUGCGAGAAGAGCUAACAAAUUUAAAUUUAGAAGCUUGCAAUAUUGUCAACGAAACUUUUGCUAAAACUAUCAAGACUGAUCAUAGUUCAGAAGUUAGUCAUGAAACUGAUGGAUCGAAUAAAAAAACAUCAUCAGAUUCUAUAGAUAUGGAUUUGGAUUUAAGUUUUAGUGAUAUAAAUAGUUCAGACAUAAAUACUUUUAACGAAAAUAUUGUUCAGAAACUGUGUUUAAGCGCUUUAAAAAAUAUAAAAGUUGGUAAUCAAGACGCAGAUAUCGAAAAUAUACAGAGGAUAGCACUGGAUAUACUAAAAGAAAUGUACACCAAGAAAGAUAAAAUAAAAAAUGGUAUAUCUAGAGAAUUACUACAUUCUAAGCGUGAUCUUGACACACCAACUGAAAUUUUGUCUGUUCAUGAUUAUGAAAAUAUAUGUGCAGUCAACAUUGCAAGAGAAGCGUGGGGUUUAAGAUCAUGGAAUGGAUACUGUGACAUAGAAAAUUGGCUACAUGAUGGAAGCGUAGUAAGAGAUAGGAGUCGAGAUACCCUGACUUCAGGUAGUUCUGAAAUUAGCAGUUGUCUGUCGCAGGAAUUAAAAAAUGCUAUAUUAGCUGCACCAUCACUUCCUAAAAAGCCGCAUACAUACUCUAAUGUUUUCGUGAAAUUUGAUAGGAGUCAAGAAGAUUAUGUAAAUACAAUGAUGUGCCAUUCUAAUGAUGACACCUUUUUAGCAAAACCUUAUGUGAUAGAUUCUAACAAAGACCCAAAUCACUUAGAACCAAUAUUAGAAGAACUAGAUGAUUUGGGUGAUGUAGAUAUAUCUUGUAAGAAACGGUUAAAUUCAGAAAGUUCGCUUGUGGCAACUAUAGAUGAGAUUAGAAAAGCAACUGUUACAAACUCUCCACGGAAUUUAUAUCAUAGGAGAGAACUUCAGUGGGAUUCACCUCAGUUUUUAUCUUCCGAAAAAACAGAAACUAACCUUAAGAAAUCAAUUUGGAAAGAACCUUAUAAAUUUGAUGCUAGCAAUAUAAUGGAAUCACAACUAGAAAAAGAUUGUAUUUUAGAUGUAUCACAUGGCACUAAAUUUGACUCAAUAAAAGAUUUAACUGUUUUACCAAUGUCUACAAAGCUCUGUUUAGACAAUAAUAACCAAAAUAAAAAUACGGUACGGAGACAAAAAUCAAAUUGCAUGAAGACUCAAAAUAAAAAACUAAAUACUAAACCAGAACAGCAAUUGCAUGAUCUUUCAAAUAAAGAUAUUGACUUCUUAUGGCAACUAGUGUCUGAAAACUCAUUGCCACUGAAUUCAGUCGAAGACCUUUCACUUAGCCGCAAAACACCAUCAUUACAAUCGUUAAUACAAAAAGAACCACCAUCAAGCUUAGUAAAUACCUCAACUUCUAAAGUGUUAAAUAUGAAGAAAAAUGUUAGGAAUAGACCAAGACGAAAGUUCUCCAUUUUGAGAGAACGAUUUGAACCAAAGGCGACAUUAAAUUCCGAUGAAGAAAUCUUAUACCAUUGUUCAGAAAAUGUGCCUCAACAAGAUGCUUCAAAUAUAAUGAAUGUUAAAAAUCAGUUUGAAACUUUGAAUGAUAUAAAAGAUAUUUCUUGUUCCAAAAAACAACCAAAUAGAAUUCCAUGUGAUGAUAAGAUUAGUUCUAUAAUUGAUAUGCAUAUGACCUCUAAAAGUAUAAAAGAAAAAAGAUCUUUAUUUAUGAAACAGGUGCUAAGUCCACCAAGAUUUAAUACAAAGUUGAGACAUAAAGUGUAGUCAAAUUUUUUAGACAAUUUUGUUUAGUUCCUAUGUUGUAAAUUUACAGUAUGUUAUAAUUCAUAAAUGUUUAAGUUUAAAAAUAUUUGUACUUAAAGUCAAGACAAACAUAGAUCUCACCAUAAGUUAUAUGAAAAAUAAGCUCAAAUAUUCAUUUACAUA
This is a messenger RNA of Pararge aegeria (speckled wood butterfly), 3643 nucleotides long. RefSeq lists its product as uncharacterized. The record is from RefSeq and is a predicted model, not a curated record. Gene Ontology annotation, cellular component: plasma membrane. NCBI's taxonomy places the organism in Eukaryota, Metazoa, Arthropoda, Insecta, Lepidoptera, Nymphalidae. Gene Ontology annotation, biological process: phosphatidylserine exposure on apoptotic cell surface; apoptotic process involved in development; engulfment of apoptotic cell. Bases 164 to 3481 code for a protein of 1105 amino acids. The transcript has 7 exons.